UACAACGAAGCUGCGAAAAAAUCCAAAAAGCUCUCACUUUUCGAUUCUUUAGGUUUUUUCUAGGGUUCUUCUGAGAUAUCGAGGUUUGCAUAUUUGGGUAUUUCUCCUAAACGAAACCCUAGUUUUUGUAAUCGAACUUAGUAACCCACCAUGUCUAAUGAUGAUCACUACGAAGACAAAGAUUAUAGCUUUGACGAUGAUUCAGAGAUCGAAGAGGAUGAGGAGGAAGAAGAAUAUGAGCCGAGAAGUAGCCGUAAAGGAAGCUCAGGGAAGAAAAGGGGAAGAUCAAAUUCAGUUUCCGAUGGUCGUCGUCGGGUAGGGAAAAAAAAGAAGUCUUCAGGUUCCGCGUUCAUAGACUGGGAGGUCGAGGUCGAUGACGACAUCGAAGACGAAGAUGAUGAUAUAGUUCCAGAGGACAAUGGUUUUAUUGUAAGUGGUGAAACUGAACUUCCCAAUGAGGAGGAUGAUGAUGAUCAUAGGCAAUUUUACCAACAGAGGUUUCAUCCUGAUGAAGAAGAAGAAGAAGAUGUUGAAGAGUUCGAGAAGAGAUACAUGGAAAGGCUUACUAGUAUGCAUGCAGAGAAUGAUGUUGACCUUGAAGAGGUUAACGACGUUGAUCAGCAAGCGCUUUUGCCAUCAGUUCGUGACCCAAAAUUGUGGCUUGUGAAAUGUGCGAUUGGCCGUGAGAGAGAAGUUGCUGUUUGUCUUAUGCAAAAAAGCAUAGAUGUAGAAUCAGAGUUCAAGAUUAGAUCUGCUAUUGCCCUUGAUCAUCUUCAGAACUAUAUAUAUGUUGAAGCGGAUAAGGAAGCUCACGUGAAAGAGGCUAUCAAGGGCAUGAGGAAUAUCUUUGCUAGUCAUAAGAUUUUACUUGUCCCCAUAAAAGAAAUGACUGAUGUUCUUGCUGUAGAAAGUAAAGCAAUCGAUCUAUCCCGGGGUACGUGGGUUAGAAUGAAACUUGGGAUAUAUAAGGGUGAUCUAGCUCAGGUGGUUGAUGUUGAUAAUGUUCGUAAGAGGGUCAGAGUCAAGUUGAUCCCAAGAAUUGAUCUGCAGGCUCUAGCCAAUAAGCUGGAGGGAGGAGAGAAUGUCAAGAAGAAAGCUUUUGCUCCACCUCCACGUUUCAUGAACAUUGAUGAGGCAAGGGAACUUCACAUACGUGUUGAGCAUCGGCGUGAUUCAAUGACUGGUGACUACUUUGAAACUAUCGAUGGUAUGCUUUUCAAAGAUGGGUUUCUCUACAAGAAAGUAUCAACAAAGUCGAUUGUUGCUCAGAAUAUUACACCAACCGUCGAUGAACUUGAAAGAUUCAAGAGAUCAAGUGAAAAUGGGGAGAUCGACUUUGUUGAUCUGUCAACUUUAUUUGCAAAUAGAAAGAAGGGUCAUUUCAUGAAAGGUGAUGCGGUCAUCGUUAUCAAGGGUGAUCUAAAAAACUUAAAGGGUUGGAUUGAGAAAGUAGAUGAAGAUAAUGUUCUUAUCAGAACAAAGAUGAAAGGUCUUCCUAAUCCUCUUGCUGUGAAUGAGAGAGAGCUUUGCAAAUACUUUGAACCUGGAAAUUUUGUGAAAGUUGUGUCUGGCAUUAAUAAAGGAGCAACUGGCAUGGUUGUCAAAGUUGAUCAGCAUAUGCUUAUCAUUCUGUCUGAUACAACCAAAGAGCAUAUUCGUGUCUUCGCUGAUCAUGUUGUCAAGAGUGCAGAAGUGACUAAUGGUGUCACAAAAAUUGGAUAUCAUGAACUUCAUGAUCUUGUGCUUCUAAGUGACUUGAGCUUUGGAGUAAUCAUAAAACUUGAUAGUGAAGCUAUCCAGAUUCUCAAAGGGGUUCCUGACAGGCCGGAAGUCUCUAUUGUCAAAGCCAGCGAAAUAAAAUACAAAGUUAUGAAGAAAAUCAAUGCGCAAGACCGUUACAAAAAGGUCAUCACAGUGAAAGAUGUUGUCAGGGUCAUUGAGGGUCCUAACAAAGGUAAACAAGGUCCAGUGGAGAAAAUCUACAAAGGAGUGUUGUUUAUACAUGACCGACAUAACCUUGAACACACUGGAUAUAUCUGCACUAAAAGCUCAUCUUGUGUUCUUGUUGGUGGAUCAUGUUCCGGCGCAGACAGAAUUGUUGAGUCCUUCUCAAGGUUAGGCAAUUUCAGGACACCAGCACCGGUUCCGCCAUCUCCAAGAAGAUUUCAAUGGGCUGACAUGGGAUAUAACCUUGGAGCUGGAACUGGAGGGAGACAUCGAGGUGAAAGAAGGGGAAGAGAUGACGAUUGCUUGCUGGGUACUUAUGUGAAAAUUCGUCUGGGGCCUUUCAAGGGAUAUAGGGGGCGUGUAGUUGAAGUAAAAAAAAAUACAGUGCGUGUGGAACUCGAGGCAAAGAUUGUGACAGUUGAUCGGGAAGCGAUAUUGGAUAUAACUGAUAAUAACGUAGCCACACCCUCUCAGUAUAAUAUUGGAAGCCAAACUCCUCUACAUCCUUCACGGACUCCACUUCGUCCUUGUAUGACUCCGAUGCGGGAUUCUGGAGCUACACCUAUCCAUGAUGGAAUGAGGACACCUAUGCGUGGUAGAGCUUGGAAUCCUUACAUGCCUAUGAGUCCUCACAGGGAUAACUGGGAAGAUGGGAAUCCGGGAUCAUGGGGAACAAGUUCACAGUAUCAUAGUGGAAGUCCAUAUGAAGCAGCUACGCCUGGAUCAGGAUGGGCUACUAGUACUCCUGGUCGUAGUAGUUACAGUGAUGAAGGAACAACAAUAAGAAAUGGUAAUGCUCCAAGUCCUAUGACACCAAGCUCUGCUUCCUAUCUACCUAGCACUCCCGGAGGACAACAACCAAUGACACCUGGAACUGAUCUUGAUGUCAUGUCUCCUGAUAUAGGUGGGGACGCAGAAACAAGGUUCAUGCCUGGUAUUUUGGUCAAUGUACACAAGGCUGGAGAGGAUAGCAAUCCUGGCGUCAUCCGAGAUGUUCUUCCGGGUGGGUCAUGUGUAGUAGCUCUUGGAUACAGAGGUGAAGGCGACACGGUAAUGGCGACAGAGAGUGAAGUGAGGCUAGUUAGUCCGAGGAAGAACGAACGUGUGAAGAUUGUUGGAGGCAAAUAUUGUGGUUCAACAGCUAAGGUCAUUGGUUUAGACGGAUCGGAGGGUAUAGUUAGGCUAGAUGACAGUCUCGAUGUCAAGAUUAUGAACUUGGCUAUAUUAGCCAAGUUUGUUCAUUAGUUGUAACCUAUUUUUCUCAUGUUUCCAUAGAGAUUGUCUAUAAUAAUCUUGAGAUUGAUUUGAAC
Camelina sativa (false flax) is the source of this 3257-nucleotide messenger RNA. Its product is annotated as putative transcription elongation factor SPT5 homolog 2. The record is from RefSeq and is a predicted model, not a curated record. Gene Ontology annotation, biological process: transcription elongation-coupled chromatin remodeling; transcription elongation by RNA polymerase II; regulation of transcription by RNA polymerase II. Gene Ontology annotation, cellular component: ribosome; DSIF complex. NCBI's taxonomy places the organism in Eukaryota, Viridiplantae, Streptophyta, Magnoliopsida, Brassicales, Brassicaceae. Gene Ontology annotation, molecular function: mRNA binding; structural constituent of ribosome.